UCGACUAUUUAAUGAAUAUUUAGUAGAUAUGUUUAGUAAAGCAGAAGAUGAAAGAUUACAAUUUAUAUAUAAAGAAGAAUAUAGAUUUAGAAAAGGAGGUCAAGAAGAAGAUGAAUUAUUAAGAGAUAAAGCAGAAUUACACCUAGAGA
This is a messenger RNA of Scutellospora calospora, 149 nucleotides long. NCBI's taxonomy places the organism in Eukaryota, Fungi, Glomeromycota, Glomeromycetes, Diversisporales, Gigasporaceae. The record is from the annotation of a GenBank genome assembly.